Molecule: messenger RNA, 384 nt
Organism: Recurvomyces mirabilis
Lineage: Eukaryota; Fungi; Ascomycota; Dothideomycetes; Mycosphaerellales; Teratosphaeriaceae
Gene: MZM1
Product: Mitochondrial zinc maintenance protein 1, mitochondrial
Exons: 2
Coding region: 1-384 (127 amino acids)
Biological process (GO): mitochondrial respiratory chain complex III assembly
Cellular component (GO): mitochondrial matrix
Molecular function (GO): protein folding chaperone
Source: RefSeq, a predicted model, not a curated record
AUGGCGACUCGCUUCCUCUCCCCUGCCGAGAUCCAGUCCAACGCCUUUGCAGCGCGAGCGACGUAUCGACAUCUUGUCCGCGCGAUCAACCUCUCCUUCAGAGGCGACAGAGUAGUCUACCCCGCCGCCAUCCAACAAGCCCGCGAAGGUUUCAUCCAAAACCGCAAACUCGAAUCCGGCAGCAUCGAAGCCACACAAGCCAUCGAGCACGCCCAGGGAGUCGCCCAGAUAUUGCGGGAGAACGUGGUGCAAGGUGCCAGCACGGGCGACGACAAGUAUAAGUUGAGGUUCACUAAGUACACGCAACGGAUGGACAAUGCCAAGACCAAGGAGUUGAAGGGGACGACGAAGAGUUUUAAGGAAAUCAAGAGCGCGCAGUUCUGA